This is a messenger RNA of Drosophila willistoni, 3532 nucleotides long. It is a transcript of the gene Su(dx), whose product is annotated as E3 ubiquitin-protein ligase Su(dx). The transcript has 6 exons. The record is from RefSeq and is a predicted model, not a curated record. Gene Ontology annotation, biological process: ubiquitin-dependent protein catabolic process. Gene Ontology annotation, molecular function: protein binding; ubiquitin protein ligase activity. Bases 391 to 3303 code for a protein of 970 amino acids. NCBI's taxonomy places the organism in Eukaryota, Metazoa, Arthropoda, Insecta, Diptera, Drosophilidae.
AUUAAUGGAAUUUGUUUCGUUUUUCGUGGUUUUAGUUUGUCAUUAGUUAAUUGUUAAUAUAAAAAUAUUAAUAACAUAUUGAGUUCGGUGAUUUUGUUGCAUGUAAUAUCGUGAUUGGAAAACCCGAUACAUCGAAAAUCGGGGAAAAGGAAACAUCGAUGUUGCUUCCAGCACUAAGUCAAGCCCAAGUAGCAGUAACAAAAACAAAUAAACAAUUAAAAUAGCAAACAAAUCUAUUGUUAAAUUGUAGUAUUCACACAACAAAAUAUUGGAGAGCAGCUGCAAAGGAGGAAUAUAACAAAAAAUAUAAAAAGUGGAGUAUAUAGAGACAGAAAACAGGAAAGGACACGGCCAGGGGUCAAGAGGGGACCGAUAUAUAGAAGCGUUUAAAUGGCCGAUGGAAAUGGGCUGCCAGCAGGUGCAGCUUCCGGUGGCAUUGAUGCCUCCGGACAAACAGUAAUUCGUGCCGCUGCCGAUAGUAGUACGAACACGACGACAACAGCAAAUGCUGGAGCUGGAGCAGCAGGCGUGGCCAGCGGCAGCACCAGCAGCGGGAAUGGGAGUGGCAAUCAAGGAUAUCAUCAAUUAAGCGUGACAAUUGAGGAGGCAUCACUACGUAAUAAUGGAUUUCUGAAACCAAAUCCAUAUGUGGAAUUGUUGAUCGAUAGCAAGAGUAAACGUAAAACGGAUUUGGUCAAGAAUAGUUAUUUACCCAAAUGGAAUGAAGAGUUCACUGUUCUGAUCACUCCCAACUCGACGCUUCAUUUCAAAGUGCUCGAUCAUUCAAGUUUUCGCAAAGAUGCCAUGCUGGGUGAACGAAUUAUUCAUUUGGCUCACAUUCUACAGCAUUAUAAUGGACGUUGUGAGUUCUUAGAGCUGACAAUUGACCUCUUUGUGACCUCCAAGUCCCAGGAUAAUAGACAAACGAAAAGUGGCGAACUUGUCGCCAUCCUGAAUGGUCUAAAGCUGGAUAUGAGCAAGGUGCAGAUACAGCCGCAACAACAGAAUGGCAAUGCCAUUCAAGCAGUGAAUCCUGUUAUAAGUGAUGCAGCAGCCGCUGGGCGUAGUUGUAUGAUAUCCGGCGGCGUUAGGGCCAGAAUGCGUUUGCGUUCCAAUAGCAAUAGAGAAGGCGAGAUGCCAGCCGCAACGAAUCGUUCACCGGUGCCCAAUGGAACAGUCGAUGCACGACGAAGUGGAGCGGCGCCCAUUUGGGAACAGCAACAGCAGCAGCCGUCCUUGAGAAUGGUUAAUGGCAGUGGGACAGCAACUGCUUCGUAUCCCCAACAGCAGCCACCGUUGCCGGCACCAAUUCAGGCCAAUCACAAUGGCAGACCUCCUUUGACCCAGAUGUAUGCCAAUGGAGUUGGCCAAACGGCGGAUAAUGUGACACCAGCUGCCGUUUAUAUGCCCACUGUGAUGACAGCAGGAGUUGGAGGAGGAGGAGUGGCCAUGGGAAUGGGCGAGGCACAACCCGGUGGAGCUGUGCUCCCAGUAAGUCAAACCUCGGAUCCUCAGCUGCAACCACAACCAGCCGAUGAUGAGCCUCUACCUGCUGGCUGGGAGAUACGAUUGGAUCAAUAUGGGCGACGUUACUAUGUGGAUCAUAAUACAAGAUCCACUUACUGGGAGAAACCGACACCCCUGCCACCAGGCUGGGAAAUACGUAAAGAUGGACGCGGCCGGGUCUACUAUGUGGAUCACAAUACAAGGAAAACCACUUGGCAGAGGCCCAACAGCGAACGACUAAUGCACUUCCAGCAUUGGCAGGGUCAGCGGGCUCAUGUUGUGGCCCAGGGCAAUCAGCGGUUCCUGUACUCGCAGCAACAGCAACAACCCACUGCAGUCACCGCCCAGGUGACACAGGACGAUGAAGAUGCUUUGGGCGCUCUGCCCGAUGGCUGGGAGAAGAAAGUGCAAUCGGACAAUCGAGUGUAUUUCGUGAAUCAUAAAAAUCGAACCACUCAAUGGGAGGAUCCCCGCACCCAGGGACAAGAGGUGAGCCUCAUUAAUGAGGGACCAUUGCCGCCUGGCUGGGAGAUUCGUUAUACCGCUGCCGGUGAACGUUUCUUUGUGGAUCACAAUACUAGACGCACUACAUUCGAUGAUCCCCGUCCAGGAGCACCCAAAGGGGCCAAGGGUGUGUAUGGUGUGCCGCGCGCUUAUGAGAGAAGUUUCCGUUGGAAACUCUCGCAAUUCCGUUACCUGUGCCAGAGCAAUGCAUUGCCAUCGCAUAUCAAGAUCACUGUGACACGUCAAACGCUCUUUGAGGAUUCCUAUCACCAGAUCAUGCGGCUGCCGGCCUACGAGCUGCGGCGUCGCCUGUACAUUAUUUUCCGUGGAGAAGAAGGUCUGGAUUAUGGCGGUGUUUCCAGGGAAUGGUUCUUUUUACUCUCCCACGAGGUCCUCAAUCCCAUGUAUUGCCUCUUUGAGUAUGCCAAUAAGAAUAAUUAUAGCUUGCAAAUCAAUCCCGCCUCCUAUGUGAAUCCGGAUCAUUUGCAAUACUUUAAAUUUAUUGGUCGAUUCAUUGCCAUGGCCCUGUAUCAUGGCCGAUUUAUCUAUAGCGGCUUUACCAUGCCAUUCUACAAACGAAUGCUGAACAAAAAACUAACCAUCAAAGACAUCGAAACAAUUGAUCCGGAAUUCUAUAACUCCCUAAUCUGGGUUAAGGACAACAACAUCGACGAGUGUGGCCUCGAGUUGUGGUUCAGUGUCGAUUUCGAAGUGUUGGGACAAAUCAUCCAUCACGAACUUAAGGAGAAUGGCGAAAAGGAACGUGUUACGGAGGAGAACAAAGAGGAAUAUAUAACAUUAAUGACCGAAUGGCGAAUGACACGAGGCAUUGAACAGCAGACGAAAACCUUUUUGGAGGGUUUCAAUGAAGUCGUACCCCUCGAGUGGCUCAAGUACUUUGAUGAACGUGAAUUGGAGUUGAUUCUUUGUGGAAUGCAGGAUGUGGAUGUUGAAGAUUGGCAACGUAAUACCAUCUACAGACACUACAAUCGCAACUCCAAGCAGGUUGUUUGGUUCUGGCAGUUUGUGCGCGAAACGGACAAUGAGAAGCGGGCACGACUUUUGCAAUUUGUGACUGGCACUUGUCGUGUUCCUGUUGGCGGUUUUGCCGAACUGAUGGGUUCGAAUGGUCCGCAACGGUUUUGCAUUGAAAAGGUGGGCAAAGAGACAUGGUUACCGCGCUCGCAUACAUGUUUCAAUCGCUUGGACUUACCGCCAUAUAAGAGCUAUGAUCAGCUGGUGGAAAAAUUGACAUUUGCCAUUGAGGAGACUGAGGGAUUCUGCCAAGAAUGAGUGGCAGUCGAUUUGUGGUCGGUUUGUUGAUUAAUGUUUAAUUCCAAUUGAUAACGUACGCCCCCCAUUCCCGUCCUGUACCGUCCCGUCGCCCUACCCACUCCCCCACUCCCAUUGUCGUCGUUGUCGUUCAUGUUACUGUUAUUCAAUUAUUACAUAUGUAUUACUUAUGUAUUCCUAUGUUCGCUACCACCUAAACAAAAGAACUAUAUAUAGUAUGAGAAUUGUA